Morus notabilis is the source of this 1197-nucleotide messenger RNA. RefSeq names its product B-box zinc finger protein 18. Gene Ontology annotation, biological process: photomorphogenesis; regulation of DNA-templated transcription. NCBI's taxonomy places the organism in Eukaryota, Viridiplantae, Streptophyta, Magnoliopsida, Rosales, Moraceae. Gene Ontology annotation, molecular function: zinc ion binding. The transcript has 6 exons. Gene Ontology annotation, cellular component: nucleus. The record is from RefSeq and is a predicted model, not a curated record. Bases 299 to 976 code for a protein of 225 amino acids.
UGUCGAUCAGAAACAGCGAGUACUCAAAAUCUGAAUCCCACACCAGCCGAAUGAACAAUUUACCUGUCUCUCAGUUUUCUGAGAAAGAGCGAGAAAGUGCGAGAAACAGAGAGAAAGUGUCCAAUCAUUCCAUUUGUCUCUCUCUCACUGAUAAACCUCGUCACGCAAAAUCACAGCUGCAAACAGAGCCUAAAAAACUUCCAAUUUUUGGCUCUGUUUUUGUCGUAUUGUCUCUGUCCCUUUCUCUCUCUAACGAUGAUUGAUUAUCUCCGAGCGUGAAAUCAGAAAUGAAAGAGGAAUGAGACGGAGGAGAGUGGAAGUGGAGCAGACGAAGAAGAAGAAGAAAAGAAUGCGAACGCUAUGCGACGUCUGCGAGAGAGCUGCCGCGAUCCUCUUCUGCGCCGCCGACGAGGCCGCUCUCUGCAGUUCCUGCGAUGAAAAGGUUCACAUGUGCAACAAACUUGCCAGUAGGCACGUGCGGGUUGGUCUAGCUGACCCCAGUGAUGUUCCCCGCUGUGACAUUUGUGAAAGUGGCCCUGCCUUCUUUUACUGCGAGAUAGAUGGCAGUUCGCUUUGCCUGCAAUGCGAUAUGAUCGUACAUGUUGGUGGUAAAAGAACACAUAGGAGAUAUUUGGUCUUGAGGCAAAGAGUCGAGUUUCCAGGGGAUAAGUCUGGCCAUUUAGUGGAGGUAGGGAUGCAACCCCUCGAUCCACAUGAUGUAAGGAGGGAACAAAUUCAACGGCCUAAGCUCAAUCAGCAGAACCACAGAACGUCUCCUGUUCCGGCGCUAGAAAAUGACAUUGAUGGUGAUGUAAAGAUGGAUAUUAAAUUAAUUGAUCUUAAUACCAGACCCAGUCGGAUACACGGGCAACCUUCAACUAAUCAGGAACAGGGUAUGGAUGUUCUUAGCGGGACAAAUCGUGAAUCUACAAGUGUAGUUCCCAUUGUGUCCUUUGAAAGAGAGCCUGAAAAAUGACAAAGAUCUCGUCUUAGCCGGUUAACAAAAUUAAGGGCUGCAACCUUUCUUCUAUUUUAUGUGGUCAGGUUAAGUCUGUUGUAUUCCUUGUGCAGAGUUGAUUAAGAUAAUAUGCUUAUCCAACGAAACAAGAAAAAGUUAUUUAGAUGAAUAGAACUACAUUUACUUCUGUACCGAAACAAAGUUAUUUGUUUCUAUUUUUUAUAAAAUUUGAUGACAGU